This is a messenger RNA of Fraxinus pennsylvanica, 1404 nucleotides long. Lineage: Eukaryota; Viridiplantae; Streptophyta; Magnoliopsida; Lamiales; Oleaceae. The record is from the annotation of a GenBank genome assembly.
AUGGAGAAAUUUUUGAUCUGUUUUAUAUUGGGAUUGCUGUGUUUGAAAUAUAAUAGUUAUGCACAAUCUGUCCAAUAUUCUGCAAUAAAUUGUAGGAAGCAUAGUGCAGUUUUGACAGAUUUUGGUGGUAAAGGAGAUGGGAAAACCUUAAAUACCGCAGCUUUUAAAGCCGCCAUUGCCAAUCUGAGCAAGGUGGCGGCAGACGGUGGUGCGCAGCUUAUCGUUCCACCCGGGAAAUGGCUAACGGGAUCGUUCAAUCUCAUUAGCCAAUUCACACUCUACAUACACAAGGAGGCUGUUAUUCUUGGAUCACAGGAUGAAACAGACUAUCCGCUAAUUGAUCCAUUGCCAUCUUACGGAAGAGGAAGAGAUGUAGUCGGGAAAAGAUUUGCCAGUCUCAUUUCUGGAACGAACCUGACAGAUGUCGUUAUUACAGGAGGCAAUGGAACAAUUGACGGGCAGGGUGAUAUCUGGUGGAAAAAAUUCAAAGCCAAUAAGCUUAAUAAUACAAGGCCUUACCUCAUAGAAAUCAUGAAUUCAAAUCAGGUCCAGAUAUCCAAUCUAACCAUGUUAAACUCGCCAUCAUGGCACGUCCAUCCUGUUUACUGUAAGAAUGUCAUAGUCGAUGGGCUGACGAUUAUUGCUCCGGUCGAUGUUCCAAACACAGACGGGAUUAAUCCAGAUUCUUGCACCAAUACUCGUAUACGAGAUUGCUAUAUAGUUUCGGGUGACGACUGUAUUGCAGUGAAAAGCGGCUGGGACGAAUAUGGAAUAAGAUUCGGAAUGCCAACACAACAUCUUAGUAUCAAAAGGUUAACUUGUAUUUCACCAGACAGUGCUGUCAUUGCUCUUGGCAGUGAAAUGUCUGGUGGAAUCCAAGAUGUUCGAGCAGAGGAUAUAACUGCCAUAAACUCGCAGUCCGGGGUUCGAAUCAAGACAGCCCCCGGACGAGGAGCAUACGUGAAAGACAUAUAUGUCAAGAAUUUUAAAAUGUAUACCAUGAAAUAUGCUUUCUGGAUGGCAGGUAAUUAUAAUUCACACCCUGAUUUGGGUUUUGAUCCAAAAGCACUUCCUGUUAUUCAGAAUAUAAACUACAGAGACAUGGUUGGAAAGAAUGUUAGCAUAGCCGGGAAUCUCGCGGGAAUACAGGGCGAUCCCUUUACUGGGAUUUGUAUUUCUAAUGUGACCAUCAAUCUGGCUUCGAAAUCAAUGGAUCCUUCUAAGAAAUCGAAAGUACAGCCAUGGAACUGCACUGACAUUGCAGGAACUUCGAGUCGAGUUAGCCCACAGCCCUGUGAUCUGUUGGCCGAAAAACAACCAGGAAAAAGUGUAGAUUGUGCUUUCCCUGUCGAUACACUGCCUAUUGACAAUGUUGAGUUGAAAACUUGUAACGUUAACGUAUAA